Messenger RNA from Ostrea edulis (European flat oyster), 2697 nucleotides. RefSeq lists its product as uncharacterized. Lineage: Eukaryota; Metazoa; Mollusca; Bivalvia; Ostreida; Ostreidae. The transcript is spliced from 2 exons. Gene Ontology annotation, molecular function: microtubule binding. The coding region runs from base 995 to 2269 and encodes 424 amino acids. The record is from RefSeq and is a predicted model, not a curated record.
CGACCAGUGUGUGACGUGAACAAAACCUUCUUUAUGAUAAUGGACUGCUAUAAAAACAAAUCCCGUGCUCAAGAUUCUUAUCCUGUCUUGUCUACACCGUAUUGUACACGUUACGGAAUUCUGAAUAGCUGUUGAAUUGACACAUAUGUUUCUUCCUUUUUAAACACGAUUGAAUCUCUGUUCGGAUGACUAUCUGUGUGGAAAAACCUCAGCAGGGUGUUAUUAAUUUCCCUGGUAUCCUGGCCUUAGCAACAUAUACACAUCCGUCUUCUGUUGAGAGAAAAAUCCUGUUUUUUACUUGAUCCUAUUAUCAUUUAAAUGGUGCGAAACAAACAAAUUCAAAAUACUGUCGACAUGGAAUUUCAACGGUUUUGUGAAGGAGUCUUAAAUUCAUUGUGUUAUCUUUAAUUUAUAGUGACAUGUUGUACAUGCAGAUUUGUGAUCGGCUGCUAGUUUGCUCGCGGCAAUACAAUAAGAUACCGUGAACUAUUUCGAUAGAACACAAAAUCAUGUCUACCUGGGAAGAAAUUUAUGAGGAAUCCUCGGAAGCUUCUGUGGGGGAGAUGAUUCAAAGACGUGCCGCCAUGGAACACGACGGCUCCAGAGGACGAGGGUCACGUGACGUCGGGGUUCAGAUGAGAACUCAUUAUGUACUCGACCCAUAUCGACAUUUUUCAAAAGUUCGAGAUGUCGGAACACAGACUCGAGAAAAUGCCAACAAGGUGAUCUAUAAUCCAAGAAUUCUAUCAAACUCAUACUUAGAGGCGGUUCAGCAGAAAAGACAAGACAGGGAUUUCUCUUUUGUUUAUGAUCUCAGAGAGCAUGAUUUGUACCGGAUAAGAAAAUCAAGACCGGAUGUGGAUAUUCCCCAGAAGUAAGUGAUUCUGAUUCACUCUCUUCAAGAUCCCCUAACGACUUGUCUGAGACUGGUAGUUCUGUUAAUGUUGAGGGAUUCUAUAAAGCGUUUAGAGGAACGAGAAAUGUGGGUGUUCAAAUGGACACUAAGUAUUUAGUCCAGGAGUCACGACCGAAGUCAGUUGUCCGGGAUGUUGGAAUCCAAACUAAACUCCCUUCAUUAUAUGCGCCAUCUGAAAGUGAAAUGAUAGAAAAGUUAUGGCAAAAUAGACUACCCUUAUCCAAAAAUGUCACAUGUUCCCUUACGUCAUCAUGGCGUCAUGGAUCCGAGCUUUCAGAGUCAGAGAUGAGUUACAUGUUGGGAAAUGAAACGAGGAAAUAUGGCUCUGUACCUGAACGUUCAUUGAAAGUGAAUGAAAAACUUAGGAGAAAUGAUAUUUCAAAAGAAAGAGGGGUCUUAGACAGAACCAAUUACUUGAUUGUUCACAAGAACAAAAAUGAAAAUACUCAGUAUAGAAAAGACUUGAUAAAACAGAGGAGUUUUCGGGGAAAAGAAUCAAAGAGCAAAACACGUGUUAAGGAGAGGCCAAAAUCUGGUACUUUGUCUGAGGUGAGCACUUUCAGCAAAUCAUCAGACGGACAAAGUCAAAUAGAGGACAAACACAGACGGCGGGAGGACAGAUUCCAACUCACAACUUUUGAAUACUUGGGAACAGAACAACUGCCUGCACGGUUAAAAAGCGAGAAUAUCUCGAUAGCCAUGCAAACUGAGAGUGAAUGCAAAAGUCUCAAAGUGUUCCGAAAACCCUUACCUAGGCCUAAAAGUGAGUGGACUCGCGAUUGUAGACCACUCAGUAAAGGCAAACGUAAAACUUCCCUGAGCACCAGUGAUACAAGUGUGGAGGUUAUGUACACAACGUCCCGGCUUACCAAAGAGAAAGAUAACGUACACACACGUGAACAUACCCCUACGCCAGUGGAAAUAGUCCACGGCAGCCACCACCCUUAUCGGCCUAAAGAGGAUGCCAAGUACUCGGAAGAUAGGUCUCAGACAGAAAAACAAUCUUCAACCAAGACAUACUUUGAUAUUGAGGACGGUUUCAAGUCUUCUGAAAUUGGUCCUGAGCCCGAUGUUAUACCCGCUGAGCUCACAGAAAAGCCCGCUUUCAAACCACGACCUCCAAAAGCGAAGGCCCCACCCCCUCCAGAUGUCUUGAUCCGUGUUGGUGGAGGCUGGAUGAAGGAAGAACAUCAUCUGAUACAACACCGCCCCCUACACCGGAAGUUACAGUCUACAUCAGAUCGAAUCCCUUUCAUUCGUUCGCAGUUUCAUCACAACCCCUCUAAAACUCCGGUGAUCAACAAGCAACGGAAACAGACGGAUAAGAUUCGAUUUGCGUCUUUCAUUCCCUAAAUUCUAAUUUUCAGGAGGAAAUUGAGCAACUAUAAUUAUCUAUCUAUAUUGACUCUAACGGCAUACUGUUGUAUGAAUAUAAAAUAUAAUCUUAUUUGUAUUCCUUUUGUCUCCAUAGAGCUAUAGUAUUGCAACUACAGAAUGUAACAUUGUCUCUAUAUAAAUAUCAUAGCCAUAUAAAAGCUACUUGCAUUUAACUCAGUCGCAUAUUAGGAAAGCGUAUUUUAUCAUACAUAAUAUGCAGAUGAAACAAUAUCAAACCAAUCAGAUUAUUUUGAAAACGUGGAUAGAGAGAAAUGGCGGAUGGAGUAUACUUAUAAUCUAUGCUUAUUUAUUUAAUGAUGCUUAUAAUGGAGGAUGAAAUAUACUUAUAACCUCUGCUAUUUAUUUAACGAUGCUUAUGAACAGUAAAGUUUUACAACACUUCA